GUUCGCUUGCGAUUGAUUUAUACGUACUUAACAUGGUUGAAGAGAACGCGAGAUUUAUUCGUGAUAGAGAGUUGACGUUAUUGGAGUAAACCAAAAUGGUCAUUGAUAAGGGAAUUGGGGAUAACGUGGUGCGAGCAUUUCACGAGGGUGUGAAAUGGAUGGGCGAUAAAUUCUUGUUUGGAAUCUUGUUUGGCCAGAUCAAGCUCAAUCGUUGUCAUUUAAGAUUUUUACUCGAAGGGAAACGAUUACUCUACUGACUAGAUAUUACUAGAUAUUACUAGAUAUUACUACAGUUAUAAUAUAUAAGUGUAGUCUUCGUAAUAAGUUAGAUCAGGUUACAUAAAUCUAAAAUGGAUUGUAUCGAUUUGUUACGAUUCGUCGUGGAAGGAAAUAAUAACAAUUUAUUGACUAACGAACGAAACUUACGUCAUCUGGCUAGGAAAUCAAUUGACAGCUUAUGUAAAACGAUUAUAAUAUAAUUUGCUCGAUUCUAUCAAAAUUUUCGCUCGCCCUCGAUUUUCUCGUCUAUUAAAACGAAGAAACGGCACAUUUCAUCGAGAAAUUCUCCCGUAUCUGUUAACACAGAGAUCGUACGUGGUGUUCGAAUGCGAAUUCCGAUUUACGAAUUUCCAUGCGACGUUCUUGGAAUUUCCAUUAGAGGGAGGCCUUAUGUACGCCUUAUGUACCAUUAUAUCCGGAAAAUAUCUAGAACCAGAGAGAGUAUGGUCUAUCCUCGACCGUAACAUUCCAGCUCGUUACCACGAGGCAUGCAAAAGUGGAAUAGGAAAGGCACAGAGAGAGAGAGAGAGAGCGAGAGAGAAAAAAAGGAGACGAGAAAACGAUUUCGAGGAGUUAGACGGAUAAUGGAGAAGUAUGCAGCCAGGGAUGAGGAUGGUCCUGGCCACCACGUUCUGGCUGGCUGUGCUCGUGGCGGGGACAGUCGGCCACCAUCCCGCCGGUCGCCUUAUCUUCGAUCAAUACUCCUCCCCCUUCGACCCGCACCAGUAUGGAGUUUAUCGAAGAGCCGGGGGGCAAGCGGACUGGAAGGAUCAGGAUCCUGUCGAGAAGAAUCACCCGUUCGACCCUUCGAUCAAUCCGCCAAGGUCGAUCACCAACACCGGCCAUGAUUUCACCGAGGAACAAAUCCACCACGGAAGCAAACAUCCCUCGAUCCCCGACCACCUCGACUCGCCUGAGAAGACCGCCUCCAAUCCCGAUCGAUCCCGCGAUCUGCCCAACUCGGAGCUGCCUGCCGACGACAAGCUCGUAGCUAAGAAAGGAAAUGGCGCGAAAUCUACGGAAAACUUAUCCAGAUUGUUCGAGGAGUCGUUCGUGGCCGACGACACGUUCCAGGACCAAGGCCCCGGCUCUCUCGAGAUAUACAAAUUGGACCUCCUUCGGGAGAGGCCACUCCUCCACGGCCACCAGGUGACCAUGUUCCCCGGGAGCAAGGGGAAGAGCAAAGUCCCAAAGAAGACGAGCCACGCGGCUUGGAAAACACCCGUGAAAACACUCGACACUUACAGGCCGCCCCCCGGCCUCCCGAUGCUCCUCCACAAACAGUCCAACUCGUUCGACGAACCGAGCACAGAGGUCCCCCCGAGCGCCGAUCUGUUCGGCGUAGGUGGCGUGCCUGAGUUGCAGGUCGGUUGCGAGGGCCUCGAGGCUGCCCACUACAAGGAGAGGAGAUCGAUAGACGGGGGGUGGGGCAAGGACAAGGCGAGGGAUCCCUGGAUGCUGGACGUGACGCCGAUAACCUUGGAUCUCGACUACGAGGGGGGCGCGGCUGGGGAGGAGGAGGAGGAGGAGGAGGAGAUGGACGAGCUGCUGAAGCUGAAGAGACUGGAGACAACCACGAAAGGGGUGAAGAGGAACAGGGGCGACAUGGACGCGAAGCUCCAUUCCGAGUUUCACUCGGAGAAAGGGGCCGAGAAGUUGCCUGUGCGCGGUGAUUUGGGCUCGAGCCGCGGCAACGGGUCGGGGCCUUAUCGAAGGGUGGAGGGGGGCGGGGUGGAUACCUUCGAGGAUGGCUCCUCGACGUCGUCCGGUCGAGGAGGAUCGAGUCGUAGGAUAUUGUGGACGGUGGAGGGAGGGUACAGAGAGGAGGGGGGGAGGCAGGGAGAUCGCGGGAAACGUGCGCUUUGGGGUUUCGGGGAGAACGAGGGGGUGGUGAGCAGCGACGAGUUGCAGACCGAGAACCAGAGGCGGAGGAUGUAUCAGGAGGAGAGGCGGAGGAAGGAGGAGGAGGAGGGGAGGAGGAGGGCCAACUCGGAAAUAGAGAGGAUCAGGGGGGAGUACGAGAGAAGGUUGGACGAGAGGCAGAGGGAGGAGGAGGAGAGGCAGAGGCGGUUGCAGGAGUCGAACAGGUGGCAGCUCGAGGCGGAACACAGGCGACGUUUGAAGGAGGAAGAGGAGCGGAGGAGGGAAGCGUUGGAGGCGUCUCGUGGAAGGUCGCGAGCAGUUGCUUCCCGCGAGGAGGAAGAGGCGAGGAGGAGGGGGAGGAAGGAGGAGGAGGAGGAGAUGGACAGGAGAAGAUUGGAGGAAAGGAGAAGAGAGUGGUUGUUGAAGCAGAGGCGAAUAAAGGAGGAGGAGGAGGAGGAGGUGAGGAGGAGAGGAAUGUCCAAUUUAACCUAUCCGAGAAACGUGACCGCGGAGAGGGAACGGCAGAGAAAGUUGGACGAGUACGUGGAACGGAAUCGACCGAUCGAGUUCCCUCCUCGUCAUCAUCAUCAUCAUUACCAUCAUCAUUAUCAGCAACGCCGACCUGACGACCCCUCGAUGAUAGAUCGUCGAAGAAAAGAGGAGGAGCGUAAAUUGCUCGAGUACCAGCUUCGAAGGAACCAGCAGGUGUCCAGGGCGAACGAUUCUUACGAGAGAAAUUUGGCGGAGCAGAGGAGGAGGAUGGAGGAGGUGAGACGGAUAUACAAUCCAGGAAAUCUAGGAAGAAGAAAUCACGGUCCAUCGGCCCCCACGAAUAUCGAUCCGAGGUCUCACGGGGAGGAGGCCAGGCGGAGGGAGGAGGCGGCGAGGAGGAUGGAGAAGGAGGAGGAGGAGGAGAGGCGGGCGAGGGAGGAGAGGAUGAGAGAGGCGGAGAGGCGAGAAGAAGAGGUACGAAGGAGGAUGUCUAGGUGGUACGAGGAGGAGAGGAGGAGGAGGGAGCAGGCCAGGCUGGAGGCGGAGAGGAUGGCGAAGGUGCAGAGGGAGGAGGAGGCGAGGAGAAGCGCGGCAGGAGGAAGGACGAGCGGGUACGAGGAUCGUAGACGAUUCGACGAUCAUAGAAGGAGGCAGGAUACGGGUCUUAUUCCGGCCUAUUUAGUCUUGAACAAGUCGAGGAGGCCCGUUGUUGAGCGCGCGAGACAAAGGCAGGAGGAGGUGGAGAGGAGGAGGCAGGAGGAGGUGAGAAGGGCGAAGGAGGCGAGAGAGAGGGAGGAGCGCGACAGGAUCAUGAAAGAGCAGUGGAGACGACAGGAAGAGGCGAGGUUGAACGCGUUGCCUGUGAGCGCGAGAAUAAUAGUCCAACCUCAAAAGCCUAAGGUGAUACCGAGGAUAGGAGAGUUCGAUUUCCCGGGAGCUAAUCCAUAUCAAGGUGGAGUACAAUUCCCCAACUUCCCAGCCCCACCCACUCGACGACCACCUGUACAAAGUCCCCCGCCCUGCGUCUGGGCUGUUAUCCAAUGUUGUCCAUCGAAUCAACGUCUGGUCACAUGUUUCGAGUCCUUGGGCUGUCCAGGUGUCAAUUGGGAUUCUAAUCCUUGCAGAGAUAGCGUCUCUCAAGCUGCUAGGGCACAGGUGGAGAAAUUCUACAGGGAAACCGAGGACGAGGACGACCGUUAUUGAAAGGAAACGAGAAAAUGUAGAUUGGUAGAUUCCAUAGAUAUUUUUAGUAUAUUUUGGUGAGGAGCAUUUCUGCGAAUGGGUCGAAAAAUUCAACCAUCAAAAUUUGGAAUUUAAAAAAUUUUUCGAUUAAAUAGUUAUUAAUUAUUGACGAACAAUAUCAACAAGUGGAAUUCGAUGAAAGAGUGAUUUUCAAAAUUUUAAGAGCAAUUUCGUAAAAAAAUUUUUUUAUUAAAAAGUAACCAUCAAUUAUUAGUAAAUAAUUGUUAUAUUAUAUAUAGAUGAAAAAUUUAAUCCAUUAGCUCUAUGAUAUUUUGAUAAUAAAAUCGUUAUGAAGGAAUAAUACAUACAAAUAAGGAAAAUGGAAACGUAAUUUCGUUUUCCAACAAGUUAUAACAUAAAGAAUUAUUAUUAUCAUAAAUUUUCGAUCAAAUUUUUAUUAAACUUGCAACUUCGUUCGAGAAGAAAAGUAAUUCGAUCUACCGAGUGCCCUCAUCAAUAUUUUUAAAUAACAAAAAUAACCUAUGACACGUUGGAAGAAGAGCGCCGCUUGUGUUCUUCGUAUUCUUAGAACGUAAAGACGUUUAUAAUACGAUAGAUCCGCUAUUUUUCUAUUCCGCUUCUAUCAGAUCGUCGUUGCACGACACGAGCCUUUUUAAAUAUAACAAAGCGAACGAUUGCGCCAACAAUGAUUUCGAAAUCAUCGUUGCAUUGUUCUCCUUAUGAAAUCGAUGGAUCAGAAAUUUGGCGAACAUUUUAAAAUUUUUUUUUUUUUCUUUUUUCUAGAAGUCGUUUCGAUCGCUCUUCAGAAUAUAAAAUAUUUCGCGAGAGUUUCGAAAUAUACAUCGAAGCGUGGAAAUAAAAACUUCGAGAAAAAGUAAAACAAAAAAAAAAAAACUCGAGCAAUUGUGAAAUGCUUUGUUAAAAUAUUCAAUGAAUUUUAAUUAUAAAAUAUAGCGUGCAGUAUUUGCCCGGAAUUUUUUCAGCUCUGAUGAAAGCUCAUUUCCUGACGAAUUAUAUUUCAAUACCAUCUUGUACGUACAUUUGCUAAAAUUUUAAUACAUCGACAUCAGUUCUCAUCGUGUGUUAAAAUUUAAUAUUCUGUAAUUUUCAAGCGUUUUACUAUCUGGCAAAAAAGAAUUAAUUUUAAUUGUUUAUUUAUAUACAAGAAAAGUAAUUUUCUUAUUCCAAAAUAAGAUACACAUGUUUACAAUAAUAACGUAAAAAGAAAAAAUGUAUAUAAGAAUAUUCGACACAAUAACAUCUUGAAUCAACUUUCGUGUAUUAUAUCUCGGAUAAAUCGGUUUGACCGGCUAAAUAAGCAAUAACAAGAUCCAUUAAAUCGUUCCAUGCCCUCGAUAGAAGGACCAAACGAAACAGGAAUCGUUCUGCUUUACAGAGCUUGAUACAAUUCCGGGAGGGAGCCAAUAUUCAACAGAGAGUAACUGAUCGUUUAGUAUUGGCCGGUUGCCAAUUUCGGUGCCGAGUCGGUAGCGUGUAAAAAUAUAGGUGUAAGAGAGAGAGGGAGAGUGAAAGAUACAUAGAGUAUGCGCGAAUGAGAGAGAGAAAAAAACGCGACAUAUGUUCACGUCAUAGACGCACGUGCUAUUAAGCAUGUUCGCUUUUUGCGUUUAACGAAUGUAGAGUUAUUAACUGUACGUAUUUUGUCUUUUUCCCUCUUGUACGUAGUCGUCGAGCUAUAUUACCGCAGCUUUCUCACAUGUGAUAUAAUAGAUAGGCUCUUAAUUAGCUGUAGCUGUAGUAGUACGUAUUUAUCUCUGUAAGAGGAAACGACAUUUGACGAGUAUUAUUAUUGCGGAUCGUGUCAAAAAUUGUUCCGAAAGUUUGUAUAUUUUUGAAAGGUGUAUUUUAGAAUUAUUUUGGAAGAAGGAUUUAUUUUACUAGCAAUAUUUGUGAAUUUUCUUUGCACUUCGUGUGUAUACAUAUAUAUUUGCACGAAAGAAAGAAAGUAUAAUGGAACGUGUAUAGUAAAUUGUGCAAGGAUAGUGUCAGGAUACUUUACUGCCGUUUCCUUAGUUAAAAGGAGAUUUUAUCUUUUUUCUUUGUAACAUUAUUGUUGGGUAAGAAAUGCGCAGAUUUUGAGUCUACAAAAGCACGUAGAAGUAUUUUAACUUUAUUUGAAAAGAAGCAUAGAAGUUCAAAUUAAAAAAAUUUCAAUUUGACACAUCAAUUUUGAAGACAUUUCAAUAUAAAAUUGUCCGAUAUAUGGAAAAAUAUUAAAUAGAAUAUUUUAAUUAAAGACUAUAGAUUUUCUAAAAAGCAUGCACAGAACUUUUUAAUCUUUUUUGAAUUUUGAAAUUUAAUAGAAUUUCAAAUGUUUCAAUACAGAAGAUUGAAAAAUAAAUAUUUCAAUAUUUCAAAAUUUUCCAGUAUAUGAAAAAUUGAAAAAUGGAAAAAUACUAUAAAACAUUUUAAUUAAAAUCACUAUAAAUCCCUAGAAAACGUAUAUUACAUACAUAAAAAAAGUGUAUAACUUCGAACAUUUCAAUAUAUGAAAAAUGAAUAUUUCAAUACGUAAAAUUUUUAUAAUAUAUAUAUAUAUAUAUAGAAAAUUGAGGAACAGAAAAAUUUUAAUUAAGGAAGGCAGUUUGGUCGACCAUUAUCCCAGAUGGAAUAUUUAAUUUCUUGUUCUGAUUGAUAUUUUAAACAAGGAUAAGAUCGAUAUUUUUCUACUUAUUGAAAAAAAAGAACGUGUAAAAAUAUAUGGUCGAAGUAAUGAAAAAGGAUUUCAGAGAUUCUUAGCUCGCUGUAACAUAUAUUUAACAUUUAACUAUGUAAUAUACGUAAUGAUUCUUUAUAAAUACGAAUAUCUAACGCAA
This is a messenger RNA of Apis laboriosa (Himalayan honeybee), 6674 nucleotides long. RefSeq names its product trichohyalin-like. The transcript is spliced from 6 exons. The coding region runs from base 874 to 3837 and encodes 987 amino acids. Gene Ontology annotation, cellular component: nucleoplasm. The record is from RefSeq and is a predicted model, not a curated record. Lineage: Eukaryota; Metazoa; Arthropoda; Insecta; Hymenoptera; Apidae.